AUGUACCUGGUGUGUGCCUGGUUUUCGCCCGUGCACCCCCCCUUACCCUUCUCAUCCCCACUCCCCUUGCCUCCUGUCCAUCCCCACUUCCCUUUCCCCCUGUCCAUCCCCACUCCCCUUGCCCCCUGUCCAUCCCCACUUCCCUUUCCCCCUGUCCAUCCCCACUUCCCUUGCCCCCUGUUCAUCCCCACUUCCCUUUCCCCCUGUCCAUCCCCACUUCCCUUUCCCCCUGUCCAUCCCCACUCCCCUUUCCCCCUGUCCAUCCCCACUUCCCUUUCCCCCUGUCCAUCCCCACUUCCCUUUCCCCCUAUCCAUCCCCACUCCCCUUUCCCCCUGUCCAUCCCCACUUCCCUUUCCCCCUGUCCAUCCCCACUUCCCUUUCCCCCGGUCCAUCCCCACUCCCCUAAACCCCUGUCCAUCCCCACAUCCCUUUCCCCCUGUCCAUCCCCAAUUCCCUUUCCCCCUGUCCAUCCCCACUUCCCUUUCCCCCUGUCCAUCUCCACUUCCCUUUCCCCCUGUCCAUCCCCACUCCCCUUGCCCCCUGUCCAUCCCCACUUCCCUUUCCCUCGGUCCAUCCCCACUCCCCUAAACCCCUGUCCAUCCCCACAUCCCUUCCCCCCUGUCCAUCCCCAAUUCCCUUUCCCUCUGUCCAUCCCCACUUCCCUUUCCCCUGUCCAUCCCCACUCCCCUUUCCCCCUGUCCAUCCCCACUCCCCUUGCCCCUUGUCCAUCCCCACUUCCCUUUCCCUCGGUCCAUCCCCACUCCCCUAAACCCCUGUCCAUCCCCACAUCCCUUUCCCCCUGUCCAUCCCCACUUCCCUUUCCCCCUGUCCAACAAUGGCGAGGGGGAAAGGGAGGUGGGGAUGGACACGAGGAUAGGGGAGUGGUGAUGGACACAGUGGAAAGGGAAGUGGGGAUGAACAGGGGGAAAGGGGAGUGGGGACGAACAGGGGGAAAGGGAAGUGGGGAUGGACAGGGGGUAAGGGAAGUGGGUAUGGACAGGGGGAAAGGGGAGUGGGGAUGGACAUGGGGUAAGGGGAGUGGGGAUGGACAGGGGGAAAGGGAAGUGGGGAUGGACAAGGGGAAAGGGGUGUGUGGAUGGACUGGGGGGGAGUGGGGAUGGACAGGGGGAAAGGGAAGUGGGGAUGGACAGGGGGAAAGGGAAGUGGGGAUGGACAGGGGGAAAGGGAAUUGGGGAUGGACAGGGGGAAAGGGAUGUGGGGAUGGACAGGGGUUUAGGGGAGUGGGGAUGGACCGAGGGAAAGGGAAGUGGGGAUGGACAGGGGGCAAGGGGAGUGGGGAUGGACAGGGGGAAAGGGAAGUGGAGAUGGACAGGGGGAAAGGGAAGUGGGGAUGGACAGGGGGAAAGGGAAUUGGGGAUGGACAGGGGGAAAGGGAUGUGGGGAUGGACAGGGGUUUAGGGGAGUGGGGAUGGACCGGGGGAAAGGGAAGUGGGGAUGGACAGGGGGAAAGGGAAGUGGGGAUGGACAGGGGGAAAGGGGAGUGGGGAUGGAUAGGGGGAAAGGGAAGUGGGGAUGGACAGGGGGAAAGGGAAGUGGGGAUGGACAGGGGGAAAGGGGAGUGGGGAUGGACAGGGGGAAAGGGAAGUGGGGAUGGACAGGGGGAAAGAGAAGUGGGGAUGAACAGGGGGCAAGGGAAGUGGGGAUGGACAGGGGGAAAGGGAAGUGGGGAUGGACAGGGGGCAAGGGGAGUGGGGAUGGACAGGGGGAAAGGGAAGUGGGGAUGGACAGGAGGCAAGGGGAGUGGGGAUGAGAAGGGUAAGGGGGGGCGCACGGGCGAAAACCAGGCACACACCAGGUACAUACCAGGUACGUACCAGGAGUCGGGGACACUCACACUAGUACACCCGAGAAGUCGUGUCAGAAUCAGGCCUGUCAAGAGGCUUGAUGGCUAA
Molecule: messenger RNA, 1914 nt
Organism: Closterium sp. Naga37s-1
Lineage: Eukaryota; Viridiplantae; Streptophyta; Zygnematophyceae; Desmidiales; Closteriaceae
Source: the annotation of a GenBank genome assembly